Molecule: messenger RNA, 2414 nt
Organism: Trichechus manatus latirostris (Florida manatee)
Lineage: Eukaryota; Metazoa; Chordata; Mammalia; Sirenia; Trichechidae
Gene: KLHDC1
Product: kelch domain containing 1
Exons: 13
Coding region: 83-1303 (406 amino acids)
Molecular function (GO): protein binding
Source: RefSeq, a predicted model, not a curated record
GCGUAGAGUCGGGACCAGAGGCGAGGCCGCUCGGUGGGAAGGGGUCGCGCUGAGCGAGCCGGUGGGCUCAGCGACGGCGCGGAUGGCGGACUCGCAGCUGUUCUGCGUGGCCGAGGAGCGCAGCGGCCACUGCGCCGUGGUGGACGGAAACUUCCUCUACGUGUGGGGGGGCUAUGUGUCUAUUGAAGACAAUGAAGUAUAUUUGCCUAAUGAUGAAAUUUGGACCUAUGAUAUUGAUAGUGGGUUGUGGACAAUGCACCUAAUGGAAGGAGAACUCCCUACCUCCAUGUCAGGAAGUUGUGGUGCUUGCAUUAAUGGAAAGCUGUACAUUUUUGGAGGAUAUGAUGACAAAGGAUACAGCAAUCGACUUUAUUUUGUUAACUUGCGAACAAGAGAUGGAACAUAUAUUUGGGAAAAAAUCAGUAACUUUGAAGGACAACCACCUACACCACGUGACAAACUUUCCUGCUGGGUAUACAAAGACAGGUUAAUAUAUUUUGGUGGUUAUGGGUGUAGGAGACACAAUGAACUCCAAGACUGUUUUGAUGUUCAUGAUGCAUCUUGGGAAGAGCAGAUAUUCUGGGGAUGGCAUAAUGAUGUCCACAUGUUUGACACAAAGACACGGACUUGGUUUCAACCAGAAAUUAAAGGUGGAGUUCCACCACAGCCACGAGCCGCGCAUACGUGUGCAGUUCUUGGAAAUAAAGGAUAUGUCUUUGGUGGACGUGUUUUGCAAACUAGGAUGAAUGAUUUGCACUAUCUAAACUUAGAUACCUGGACUUGGUCUGGAAGGAUUCCUACUACUGGAGAAAAUCCAAAACAUCGUUCAUGGCAUACUUUAACCCCAAUAGCUGAUGAUAAGCUUUUCUUAUUUGGUGGACUAAGUGCAGAGAAUAUUCCAUUAAGUGAUGGUUGGAUUCAUAAUGUCAUGACAAAUUGUUGGAAACAACUUACACAUUUACCUAAAACAAGACCCAGGUUAUGGCACACAGCCUGUUUGGGAAAAGAAAAUGAAAUAAUGGUAUUUGGUGGGAGCAAAGAUGAUUUACUUUCCUUGGAUACAGGUCACUGUAAUGAUUUAUUGAUCUUUCAAACACAGCCUUAUUCACUACUCAGGUCAUGCCUUGACUGCAUUGGUAAAAAUGUUAUCAUUUUAGAAAGUCAGAUAUCGUUAUUACCUCCUAAGCUUCUGCAACAGGUAUUCAAAAAGAUUACAUUUUGGACUGCAGCUAAUCACCGAGAAGAACAAAGAGCCCAAACAGAAGAAACAGAAAAUAAGUAUCAGUGGAUCAGUAGCAACUAAGUUGUUAUAUACUGUAUAUAUUUAAAAUAUUUAAACAUUGUAGUCAGACUAUAAAGUUUACCCCUCCCCCCAUUGGAGGCUUUAUUUGGAAGACAAAAGAAACAAAAAUGCUUUUUUAGAGUGAUUAUAUGGCAUGAGAUAUACGAGAAUUAAAUAUUAACAAUGGUACAUUAAUUUAAAUUUAUAUUUGUAAACCAAUUUCCUCUAUAAGCUGCAGAGUAGAUAUUGUUUCUAAAAGUAAGUACAGUUAUAGGAGAUUUUAACUCAAUAUGUACACUUUACUGGAAAGAUUAUUCAAAUUUGAGGAGAAUAAGAAGUUACCCCCAAGGACUUCAGAAACCUUCCAACAUAAUUACAGAUACAUAUAUAAAAACACUACAUAUCAACUUUCACAAAGAACACAUUUUCUCAGGUCACUUUAAAAUCACCUUAAGCUUCUCCUUAAAUAAUUCAGUGGUUAACACGCUGGCCAAAAAUUGUAAAAUAGGGAACACCGGUAUGGAUUAAAUACUAACUCCUGCGCUUUUUGCACUUACCUAGUAUUCUUAGGCAGCAUUUUAAUUUUUUUUUUUCAGCCUUAUUUCAGUAAGGGAAUAAAUGUCUGCCAUUGCCUGUCCAUUACCCCUAAAUUCAGUUCCUUUGUCCAAACACACACCGUGAUUUAAAGUAUAUAAAGUUGAGGUUUAUUUAUAAUACAUACAGGCUUUGAAAUAUUGAGAAGCAGUUUAUUUAUUAAUUUUUGAGACAUGUUAAAAUACAUUUUUCCUUUUAAGAAGAGUGCUUCUAAAGUAAUUUUCAUAAGUAAUGAAGUGGGAUGGUAACCUAGUAAAUUUGACUUUAUAAAAACCCUCAAAUUGGCCUACUCCAUUCUCCAGAGUUGGUGCUCAAGAUGCCAGGAUGUUGAAAUCUGGUUAUCUUCCCUUUUAUUUUCAGUACUACCAUCUACACAAAAACGGAACACUAUAUUUAUCUCUGUAUUCCUCAAAGUGGUACUUUUGCCAUCGUUAAGAUAUUUUCUUCAUUUUAACACCCUUCCAUUGAAUUACUAAAAAUUCCAGUAUACGAAAUUAUUCUCUACAAUAUCACCAUGCAGGUUAUCCUAAAAUUUAAA